CAGGCGCAGUGAAGAGACAGAGAGCUGAGCUCCGCCUCUCGACGCCCCGUGAGCUCUGCGGCGUCCCGUAGCGGCAGCGGGGUGCUAGCGAGAUGGCGGCGCAGAAGAUCAACGAAGCACUCGAGCACAUCGCUAAAGCGGAGAAAUAUCUGAAAACUGGAUUCUUAAAGUGGAAACCAGAUUAUGACAGUGCAGCUACCGAAUAUGGGAAGGCAGCUGUUGCUUUUAAGAACGCCAAGCAGUUUGACCAGGCAAGGGAAGCCUGCUUACGGGAAGCUGAGGCGCAUGAAAACAAUAAAGCUCUCUUCCAUGCCGCCAAAGCUUAUGAACAAGCUGGCAUGAUGCUAAAGGAGAUGCAGAGACUCCCUGAAGCAGUUCAGCUGAUUGAGAAAGCCAGUAUGAUGUACCUGGAGAAUGGAACACCAGAUACAGCAGCAAUUGCACUGGAACGGGCUGGAAAGUUAAUAGAAAAUGUGAGCCCAGAGAAGGCUGUGCAGCUCUAUCAGCAGGCAGCAUCAGUGUUUGAAAAUGAAGAACGCUUACGGCAAGCAUUAGAAAUGCUAGGGAAGGCAUCAAGACUUCUAGUCAGAGGACGCAGAUUAGAUGAAGCUGCGUUGUCUCUUCAAAAGGAAAAAAGUAUUUAUAAAGAAAUUGAAAAUUACCCAACAUGCUAUAAGAAAACUAUUGCUCAAGUCUUAGUUCAUCUACACAGAAAUGAUUAUGUUGCCGCAGAAAGAUGUGUGAGGGAAAGCUAUAGUAUACCAGGAUUUAAUGGAAGUGAAGACUGUGCAGCACUAGAGCAACUUUUAGAAGGUUAUGACCAGCAAGAUCAGGAUCAAGUUUCUGAAGUCUGUAACUUGCCACUCUUCAAAUACAUGGACAAUGAUUAUGCCAAGCUUGGUCUUACCUUGGUGGUCCCAGGAGGUGGAAUCAAGAAGAAAUCGCCAAAUGCUGCACAAGACAAAGCAAGAGGACCAGCUGCAGUGGGCUCUCAUGCUGAUGAGGAAGAGGAUGAAUAUUCUGGUGGACUAUGUUAGCUACUGCAUAGGUAGUCUUAAAUAUCUGACUUAGUUGUGAUGUUGAGAAUAUCCAAAGGUACCAGAUUUAUCAGAGCUUCAUUGCAAUUGUGAUACAGGAAUGCUAAUAUUAACUUGGCAGCUUCUGGGUGCAAUGCAGGAGAAAAAGCAUGAUUGUACCUAUCAUCUUGAAACAUCUUUGGACUUCAUUUCUUACCUGGUAGCUUCCUCUGGGCGCUCUCUGCAGUUGAUGGGAAAAAUUUGAGAUAAAUUUUUACUGAAAGCACAGUUUAAAAGAAACCAAAACCCUAGAAGCACUGGAAUAUGGAGAGUGGUACAAAUUUUUAAAUCCUGGAUUUCAACAGCUGACAAAAUUUUGUCCUAGUAAUAAGUUUGUGAUUGUUUUCCGAGUUAAACAUACAAUCACUCAUCUGGCUAUUUCUCUCCACCAUUAGAGGCAGCCUGUGCCAUGCAGGAUUUUUCACUAGUAUAAACACUAGGGGGAGCAUUCAGUUUAUUUUCAACAUGUUUUUACCCACUGCAGAAUAUUAUUUUACUACCUUAUUUUUUAUGAGCAGUAUCCACAUGGAUAUGGAAAAUACUAAGUGAACUGAUUUGAAGCCUAAAAAUACACACAUAUCUUUCAUGUUAAGAGCUUUAUUGAUCUCAAAGUCAAUGUGUGUGUAGUGUAUCAUGUCCAACUUGUGAAUGGAAAGAGUAGACAACCUUUCUUAGUGUUUUUUGGGAAGCAUGCUAUAACCAAAAAAACUGAAGGUAGCAGAUAAUGUGCAUUGAAUAUAAAGCUCUGAAGACACUGUUUAACACAAACUUAGUGGAGUGUUUCAAUGAUACGUUUGAGUUCAAGAGUGUCCAAAGUGUUUGUUUACUAAUCAAUACACUUACAUUAUGAAGACAUUCUUUCAUAUUUUUGACGUGUAGAACAGCUGUCUCUUACAAAGAGCAUUUUUCAAACUAGUUCAUGAUCCAGAGUAACAAAAUUUUAAUGUGUCUUCAUUUUACUUUGGUUUCAAGUCAUCAUGUGUUUUGCAAGCUUCUGUAGUGUGUUAAAUUAGUUUGACCAUUUUAUGCUUAAAAAUUGACAUACUAAGAGCUAUAUCGGUAGUCUGUUUCUUCAGAAGAACCAAAUCAAGAUUGCACUAGGGUGAGAUCACUUGGAAUUCAUCAGGGAUUUGUGUGUGAUACAUGAUGCCCAAAGUUCAAUUAAACAAUAGACCAAAAGCACAGUGUUAAGUGUUGCUACAGUUUCUGCCAUAUUAAGGAAUUGGACAUCUUCAGAAAUAUCAAGCAUAUGACUAACAUAUGUAUGUGAUGUCUGACAUCAGUGUCAGAUGUAAUUAUGAUGAAAAUAAACUUUUAAAGGGCUAAUACUCACUUUCCUUGGGGUGGAUGGCUCUCACUAGCAUCGUGGUGGGUUGUGCAGUUUGCAGGCAGGGCUGCUGUGAAAGUCAUGUUCAAUUUAACAGGUGUUCAAAAAACGGUUUCAUCUUUUUGUAUUAUGAAAUAAUCUUGGAUUUGUUAUUAAUGAUGCAUAUAGACAUUUCUUUUGCUCUUCUAUAAAACAGUCUAAACAAGAUGCUUUUCCUUGAAGAUGGUCACAGGUCUACAUGAAAUACAGUUUUCAAGACUUUCCUGUAACUCUUCUUUUUUGACCACUGGAGCAACUCACUCUGUUUACUCAACUUCUGCCUUCAGGGUUUGUUCAUGAAGGUGAACCAUGCACUUUUUAUGGGGAGUCUUUAUUACAAGUACUAAAAAAAAAACGCAUGUGUAGGAGCAUUGGGAACACCAGCUAAUAUUCUUCAAGCAUUUCCUGCUGCUUCCAAUUCUGAAAUGAAUUUUGUUGAGUGGUCCCAAGGAGUUUGCUUUUUUUGUGUGCAUGAACAGUUGCAGAUAUCUGAGAAGAUGAUAUGCAUAGGAAAAAUGGUGAAACUUGUGUGUGCUUCUGUGAAAGAACUUGCAGGCUUUAUUUAAACUGUGCUUAUAACACUAACAGGCCCUUAAAAGAGAAAUUAAAAUUUAUGCAUUCAGUU
This is a messenger RNA of Pezoporus occidentalis (night parrot), 3067 nucleotides long. It is a transcript of the gene NAPG, whose product is annotated as NSF attachment protein gamma. Gene Ontology annotation, molecular function: soluble NSF attachment protein activity; syntaxin binding. Gene Ontology annotation, biological process: intracellular protein transport. The transcript has 12 exons. Gene Ontology annotation, cellular component: SNARE complex; vacuolar membrane. The coding region runs from base 93 to 1037 and encodes 314 amino acids. The record is from RefSeq and is a predicted model, not a curated record. Lineage: Eukaryota; Metazoa; Chordata; Aves; Psittaciformes; Psittacidae.